AUGAUUAUUCCUAUUCGCUGCUUUUCCUGCGGAAAGGUGACUGGUGACCUUUGGGAGCGAUACCUCAAGUUGAUCGAUGAGGGCCAUCAAGAUGGUGAUGCUAUGGACUCCCUAGGACUUAAGCGCUAUUGCUGUCGUCGCAUGAUUAUGACUCAUGUCGACCUCAUCGAGAAGCUGCUCAAGUAUACCCCCGACGGACGCAACGAGAAGAAGAUCCAACUUCAGCAACGAUAA
Messenger RNA from Annulohypoxylon truncatum, 234 nucleotides. RefSeq names its product DNA-directed RNA polymerases I/II/III subunit 10. The coding region runs from base 1 to 234 and encodes 77 amino acids. Lineage: Eukaryota; Fungi; Ascomycota; Sordariomycetes; Xylariales; Hypoxylaceae. Gene Ontology annotation, molecular function: DNA binding; zinc ion binding; DNA-directed RNA polymerase activity. The transcript is spliced from 4 exons. Gene Ontology annotation, biological process: transcription by RNA polymerase II; tRNA transcription by RNA polymerase III; transcription by RNA polymerase I. Gene Ontology annotation, cellular component: RNA polymerase III complex; RNA polymerase II, core complex; RNA polymerase I complex. The record is from RefSeq and is a predicted model, not a curated record.